Paramecium primaurelia is the source of this 1080-nucleotide messenger RNA. The record is from the annotation of a GenBank genome assembly. Lineage: Eukaryota; Ciliophora; Oligohymenophorea; Peniculida; Parameciidae.
AUGGAAGUCAAUUCCUUUAUAUUUCCUGCUCCUAAAUGUGAAUACACUGAAAAGAAUUUCAAAGAACUUAUUUGGGUUCCUGUCUAUAAAUCAAAAUAAAUUAAACAACUAGGUGUUUAAUCUGCCAAUCAAUCUAAAAGACCUAGUACACAAUAAGACUUUUAUUUUGAGGAAUCCAAUUAUGAUUAAGAUGUAGAUGAAAAUAUUAUUGUACAUAAAUCUCCUCCAAGAUUAUUAAACAAAUAUAAGUCUAAUAAUGUUAAAACUCUCUUAUCAAAAAAACAUUAAAAUAGAUUAUAUGAAUCAUUAGCCAAUGUUUGUUUGACAUCAACUCCAAAUGAAAAAAUAUAACAUCCUAGAUGUAAUAAAUUACCAAUAAGGCAUUUAAAAUAAAUUACAUAAUAAGAUGAAGAAGAAUGUGAAAUUAUUAAAAAAAUCCCUUGUGCUUAUAUUAAUAAUCAAUCUAAAUAAACUCUUGUUUAUUUUCAUUCAAAUGGUGAAGAUUUAUAUUAAGCUUAUGAACUUAUGUGGCGAAUUGGAAAUUCAUUGAAAUUAAAUAUUUUGGGUGUUGAAUAUCCAGGUUAUGGUAUUUACAAAGGUGAUUCAAAUGAAUAAACUAUAUUAGAAGAUGCUGAUCACAUUAUGAAUUAUUUGAUAAAUACCAAAAAAAUAGAAGAAUCAAAUAUUAUGAUAUGCGGAAGAUCGAUUGGAAGUGGGUGAUUUUAAUUAAUUUAUUUUAGGCCUGCUUGUUAUAUUGCUAGUAAAUAUAAACCAUUCAUGUUGAUUCUUAUUUCCCCAUUUUUAUCUAUCUAAUAAUUAGUAGAACAUAAAUUGGGGAAAUUUGUUAGUGUCCUAAUAAAAGAAAGAUUUCCAAAUUAUAAACAUAUCUCUGAAGUUUAAUGUCCAAUAUAUAUUUUACAUGGUCAAUCUGAUAACAUGAUACCAUUAAGUCAUGCAUUAAAAUUAUAGAGACUUUGUAAAUGUAAAUGCAAAUUGACAACCCCAUAUCAUAUGACACAUGCAACUUUUAAUUUGUAAUAAGAUUUAAUCAUACCUUUAUUACGAUUUAUGAUGAAUUGA